Messenger RNA from Passer domesticus (house sparrow), 1453 nucleotides. RefSeq lists its product as uncharacterized. The record is from RefSeq and is a predicted model, not a curated record. NCBI's taxonomy places the organism in Eukaryota, Metazoa, Chordata, Aves, Passeriformes, Passeridae.
GGCGCGGCUCCUCGGCCCGGGUGCGGUGCGGCCCCGGUGGGGCCGUGCGGGUCCGCAGCCCCGGCGCGGUGGCGGGUCGGGAUCAGGACCGGGACCGGGACCGGGGCCGGGCGAGGCGGGCAGGUCCCGGCCCGCCGUGCCAGGGCCGAGCAGGGAUCGGGCCCCGCCGCCCCCGCGCCUCCGGAUCGGGCGCGGGAGGAGCAGCCCGGGGUGUCCGGACCUUGCCCUGCCCGGGCGCCGCGGGCGGGGGCGGGCAGCCCGCCGCGGCCCCGUCCGGUCUCAUCCCUGCUCCGGCUCAUCCUGGCCCGCCCGUCCGUCCGUUUGUCCCGGCUUCCUGUUUUGGUCCCUGCGCCGUGAGCGCCUCCGGAGGGGAGCGGGGGACGCUGCCGCCGGGUGGCGGCGGCUCUCGAGUGCCCGGACCCCGCUCCCGGGGCCGGCAGAGCCCCCAGGCUGGCCGGGGGUCCGGACCGCUGCUCUCGUGGGCAGCCCUGGGCUGCAAAACCCAUGGUUGCCCCCUGUGCCGAAAUCCCUCUCCGGAGGUGGGGCACGGUCGCGGUGGUGAGCGGUGAUGGAGAGACCUGGCGAUCCGCAGGAGCUGCGGUUGCUCAAGAGCCACAGGAGCAGGCAGCCCUUGAGGCAUUGUCCUUGUGACCCCCCUGCCCUUUGCCCUCCGCUGCUGCGGAGGCUCCUCAGGCCUGGGGGAGACCUUGGGGGCAGCCCUUGGGCAGCGGGGGUGGGCAGGAGCUGUGAGCUGAUGGAGAGCCCUGAUUUGGGCAGGUGUGGCUGCUGCCCGUGCCACUGUCCCUCGUGGUUCCCCCGCAGCAGCCCUGAGGCACUGGGCUGGUGCCUUGGAGUGGGGAGGUCGGUUGGGCUGGGACCUGUGCUGGGCCCUGGGCAGUCCCAGCGCUCAGGAGCCCGUGGGAGGCCGGGCUGGGCUGCCGGGGCUGGCUGGAGGCUCAUGCCCAUCCUCUCGCCCUCCCAAACUGUGCUGUGGGGGUGGCAGGACUUGGGAGGACAGUGCUGUCCCUUGCAAGGACUCUGCCUGUGGGGAGCUGCUGGGAGCUGGACCAUGGUGUUCCCUGUGUGCUCUGCAGUCACAGCUCUGCCCUGCCUGUGGAUCAGCAGGAGCUGGGCCAGAGCAGAGGGGCUCGGCCAGGGACCUGCUCCUUGUGAAGCCCUGGGAGCAGGGAGGGCUGUCCUUGUCUGGUGGCACGGGGACACGCGUGUCUGCGGGGCUGCAGCGUGGCUCUGUGCUCCCCACGGCUGGGCAGACAGGGUUAGACCUUCCUGCUGUCAGCAGGCACAUCUCUUGGAUGUGCUCAUACGCCCUGAACCAUUCUGCCCGUCUGCCCGUGGCUGGGUCCUCAGGAAUAUUGCCUUUUCCUGGGUGCAUGCUGGGCAGGCCCUGGGGUUCCUGCACCUGGCAGGUGCUGGCUCUGAGCAGCCUCUCUCC